Hymenoscyphus albidus is the source of this 3948-nucleotide messenger RNA. NCBI's taxonomy places the organism in Eukaryota, Fungi, Ascomycota, Leotiomycetes, Helotiales, Helotiaceae. The record is from the annotation of a GenBank genome assembly.
UUCUAUUUCUGCCAGAAGAACAACACCAUAAACUAAGCAUAACUGCAGCUAAGAUAGCUCCGAUAGUUGCCAUAGCGUUUGACAUUCUGGCGGCUCUUGACAGACCAUCAUGAACCGCGCCAGCUCCAGCGUUCCGAAGACCUAAAGGCCGCGGUGGUUUGUUUGAAGGUCGCCUGACAUUGACACUGACACUGACACUGGCACUGACACCGACACUACCAACUUACUGGGAUGGACGCGCUCUCUCGAGGCUCCAGCAACGCCGCAGCUGCUGCAGCUACAGCUACAGCUGCCCACCAGGCUCAGGCCCUGCGUGGACCUGCGCUGGCGUCCAGCAACUCAAGCUCGAGCUCGAGCUCCAGCACCAGCACCAGCACGACUCCGCGGAUCUUGCGACUAAGUUCACGAACCGUCUCAGCGCCCGUCGAUGCGACACCACCGUUGAUGUUACAGCCUGGGGACUACGAGUACAGCGGCCAGCGCGACAGCAUCGCCUCUCUUUUCCACGACGACGAUCCCUUCUUCAAGCAGUUCCAAAGCCCCCAGACGGCCCUGGAGCUGAGGACCGCGAGAGAGCGAGAGCGACAGCGACAGAGACAGCGAGAGCAUGCUCAUGUUCGCGCCCCAGUGGUAGUGGCAGUCGACAAUCCCGCCAUGAUACCUGUGCGUCACCCUACCCUCUCCACCACCCCUCUCCCACCCCUCUCCCACAUCCGCUGGUCGAGUCCAAACUAAUGCGAAAGUUCCAUCGCGAUAGCCUCAAUCGCGAAGCGCCAGCGGGAUGGCAACCAUCAACAUUGCCGUCAUGGGGGGUGGCGGCGUGGGCAAGACGACCUUUACACAGAACGCCUUGGGACUACGCUCGCUACCCACGUCCAUCACGUCGAGUCUGCGUAUGUCGGUCGACAAUAUCGUCUAUACGGUAAGUCUGAUCGAGCUGGCUCUCGAGUCCUUUGACAUCGCCCAGGACCGCCGCAUCGAAUGGCCCAAGCAGAUCAAUGGCCAGAUGGUGCCACGCAUGGACGGUGCUCUGCUGCUGUACGAUGUCAUGAACCGCGACAGCAUUGCGGCUCUCCCCCAAGCACUGAGUACGCUUUCUCAGAAGCCCAUGAACUGAUGCCACAUGGCUAAUCGACUCCCCAGAUGGACUCGUGGAUUCUGCUCUCCCCACCAUCCUCGUCUCCUGCAAAUGUGACAAUCCGGAAAACACCCGACAGAUCAACGUAGAGAGCAUGGAAGCUGCGUGUCAUUCUUGUGUCGAGGCUCUGAAGACGGCCGCGACGGUGCCUGAAAGCGCAAGGCUGUGUCUAGCCUCCAUGCUGAAGGCCAUCAUGGAAAAAAGAAACGGUCAGUGUGCUUCGUCGACUCGUUUUACGCAACAUCUCGUUCUGCAUCCGUCUUGAUCCAAACUUUCCAGCCCCUUCAUCCCAUAUAUAUAUGUACGAAGCAUACGAACACUUCUACAUCGUAUUCCAAACCCUUGAUUUGCCUGUCAUGUUCUAGAAAAAAAAAGUCUAAAGCCCCUGCAGAUGUUUCCGCGGCCGGAAUAGGAACUCGACCCCGCGCUACGAGUAUUUCUGCUUCAUCGCAUCACCAGCAUCUUGAAACAUCCUUGAGUCAGCAAACCAGACACAGCCGCAGUAGUAGCGAAUACUCACUUCUUCGAGGUUUUCCAUCACCUCCUCUAGUAUCUUCUAGACAUCCUCCCUCUCCGCGAUCCAAUUUGCACAACCAGUUCACUAUUCCGGAUCCCCACACAGCUCCGCCCCUUUCCUCACACCCGGCCUUCCGGGAUGAGACUCUUCGAAGUGCCGAUCCUAGCAGCAAAAUUCUAACAGCCUCGAAUCCUCGCUCACCACUCCUUUCGCAGCCAAUUGACAAUAACAAUCUUGAAAUGGAAGAAUCUGAUGUAGAUUCUUCGUACCGCUACUCUGAUGAUACGUCCAUAUUACAACGAAAUGACGAUAACAAUUUUGGUAAACCGGCAAAAGUCACCGGCGUUACUUUUGAUGAACUCGUGGAUCGACUUUUGGCCCAGGUCAUGACCAGGGCAGAUUGCAACUUUAUCGACAUUUUCCUCUGUUUAUAUAGAAAGUUUGCCGCCCCUGGAGAGCUGUUUACAGCAAUUCUAGCCCGUUUAGAGACUGUCACAAACGACAGAAACACGCAUUAUCUUACCCGAACCUCAAACCAGCUUCGAAUCGUAACGGUAAUCGCCAAAUGGGUGGCAAGCUAUCCGGGGGAUUUCGCCAGUUCUUCAACGAGCCAAGCCCUUGAUAGGUUUAUAAACCAGCUAUUGGGUGAACCGGUCUUCAUGGCAGCAGCUCACGAGAUUCGAAUGCAACUUCAGUGUCGCGUCGUCGAGGAUGAUGACACGGACUGGGCUCGGACUGAUGCAGAUGCGGAGAGUGAAAGCGGAAGCAUUGCAGAGUCUACCUAUGCAUCUUCAUCGCGGCCAAGCCAAAGUGCCAAAAGUGAUUUGGUGGAGAGUGUCCAAAAUUUACAUGUUGAAGAUGAGGAGGGCAUUGAAUCUGAUCGAUUCGGGUCGAGAGCGGGCUCAACCUACUCUGGACCGCGAGACUCUCUAACACAAUCUUUCUCGGCAUCUUUAUAUACAGUGGAAGAUUAUGAAAAAGAAGCAGCCAAGAUGCUUCCGAAAGCCAAUCUUCCCCUCACCAAAUUUCGAUAUCGUAUAUUUAUGGACAUUUCUGAGGAUGAUAUAGCGGAUGAAAUGACACGAAUUGAUUGGGUCAUGUUUUCGUCAAUACGAGUUCGGGACCUUGUUCGGCACGUCAGUCUCUCCUUGGAACAAAAGGAGAAAUGCAAAAGUCUUGCAAACGUCAACCGAAUGAUCAGCCACUUCAAUCACAUUGCACAUUGGGUGGCCAAUAUGAUCCUUAUUCGAGAUAAGGCUAAGCACCGUGCACAGAUGAUGGAGAAGUUCAUGACUGUGGCUCUGAAGCUACGGCAGCUCAACAACUACAAUGGUCUUGCUGCCGUCCUGGCUGGUAUUAAUGGAACCGCAAUUCAUCGUCUUGCACAAACUCGAGCGCUUGUUCCUACGGAUGUUCAAAAACGGUUCGCAAGGCUAGUUCUUUUGAUGGGAACCCAGAAGAGUCAUUUUGCGUAUCGCCUAGCAUGGGAGAAUUCUCCUGUACCACGUAUUCCUUUUGUGCCUCUGACCCGUCGAGAUCUCGUCUCAGCUGAAGAAGGCAGCCGCACAUUCGUCGGCGCUAAUGGAGAGCGAAUUAAUUGGAAGAAAUUCGAGGUUCUAUCGGAAGUUGUUCUUCCAAUUAUGAAGAGUCAGGUCUUGCCAUAUCCAAAUCUUAAUAAAAAUGAUGACGCAAGAGGAAUGAUCUUGGAUUGCAAAAUGCCCAUUGAUGAUGAGGUAUAAGCUCCUCUGUUCCUGUCCUACUGAAUAAUAGCUAAUGGUGAGAUAGGCGAUAUAUCAACGAAGUCUAUCGUUGGAAAGUACGUCGGGAUCCGUGGACUUCACUAAAAAGAAAUUUCCGUGGUUUCAAAAAUAGAUGAGUCUCUUUCUGGCUGCUCGUGUACCUCUACAUCUCGUGUUUUUGGAAAAUUUGGGUUUUGGGAUAUAGACAUGGGAAUUUUGGGAAAGGAGAACGAUGGGUUGGGGACCCUGAAAUGGCUGGGUAAAUUUGGACCAAUCUUUUUUCUUUUUGGAAAAGGGAAGAUUGCGAAUGGAGAGGGCGAUGGAUGACGGUGUUGAGUCUUGCGCAUACCCAUUUCGGUUUUCUUGUUUUCCCCAGAAAUGGUCGGGGGAACGAUAUAUUUAUCUACAUAUCCCCCUGUGUAUGUUUAUAUGAACGAUGGGCGUCAUAUUAAUAGCGAAAUUGUAUGGUUAUUUUUACUUGCCUUUUCAAUGGGCUAGCUGUGAUUCAGCUCAAGACAGGAGAGAAGAGUAGCGUAAGGAAAGAAUAUUGAAAC